Messenger RNA from Puma concolor (puma), 1161 nucleotides. Lineage: Eukaryota; Metazoa; Chordata; Mammalia; Carnivora; Felidae. The record is from RefSeq and is a predicted model, not a curated record.
AUGGAAAUGAUGGCAGAUUGGGGUGGGACUGACAUCGCAUCAGUGGUCCAGGAAGACGUCUCCGAGAAAAUGGUGUCGGGGCUGGUGGGAGAGCCCGAGUGCCGGCAGCGGGAGGGCCGUGGGUGCACAAACCGGUUCCAGCCUAAGGGCUCCGGCCGUGGGGUGCACCCCUCAGAGGGUGGCAGCCACGAUGGGAUAGACGGCGGGAGGCCGUUGCAGAGACAUGUUUCUUGGGGGAACUUGAUCGGGGAGGCUGUGGAUGUGGGCACGCUGAGCACAGCGUGGUCCCUCGGGACAGAGAGUAGAGGCAUCUCCUCUGGAGACAUUGACCCCACAGAUGACCCUGGCUCUGGCCCUGGAGAGGCCAGGGUCUGCCCGCUGACCGUGUCCUAUGUGCCGGGAGGUGCGGCCUGGGGAGCGGGGCUGGCCCUCCGGCUUCCUCUGAGCACCGCCCCCUGGGCUUCUCUCCCUCCAGGCACCAGCUUGCUGCAGGAGGUGGUCUACUUGGUGAGCCAGGGGGCCGACCCUGAUGAGAUCGGCUUGAUGAACAUCGAUGAGCAGCUCCCGGUCCUGGAGUACCCGCAGCCGGGCCUGGACAUCAUCAAGGAGCUGACGUCGCCUCGCCUCAUCAAGAGUCACCUCCCCUACCGCUUCCUGCCCUCCGAUCUCCACAAUGGCGAUUCUAAGGUCAUAUACAUGGCUCGGAACCCCAAGGACCUGGUGGUGUCCUACUAUCAGUUCCACCGCUCCCUGCGGACCAUGAGCUACCGGGGCACUUUCCAGGAGUUCUGCCGGAGGUUCAUGAACGACAAGCUGGGUUACGGCUCCUGGUUUGAGCACGUGCAGGAGUUCUGGGAGCACCGCAUGGACUCGAACGUGCUUUUCCUCAAGUAUGAAGACAUGCACCGGGACCUGGUGACGAUGGUGGAGCAGCUGGCCAGAUUCCUGGGGGUGUCCUGUGACAAGGCGCAGCUGGAGGCCCUGAGCGAGCACUGCCACCAGCUGGUGGACCAGUGCUGCAACGCCGAGGCCCUGCCCGUGGGCCGGGGAAGAGUCGGGCUGUGGAAGGACAUCUUCACUGUCUCCAUGAACGAGAAGUUUGAUUUGGUGUACAAACAGAAGAUGGGGAAGUGUGACCUGACGUUUGACUUUUAUUUAUAA